AUGAGUAUAAGACUUUUGAAAGAUCCUGCUACUGUAAGUAGCCGUAUAUUUGUGGGUCAUUUACAAACUGAUGACAUGACUAAACAUGAGUUGGAAGAGCAUUUUUCAAAGUAUGGAACGGUUGUUGGCUCUUUGAUAAAUCGAGGUUUUGGUUUUGUACAAUUUGAAGAAGAACAAUCUGCUCAAAAGGCUAUUCAAAAUGAGGAUGGGGCAAUGUUCAAAGGCAGAAGAAUAGAUGUUAGACCAGCAAAAAAAGACAAUCAAUCUAGUGUAGGAGGUGGAGGCCCAGGUAAACAAUUAGGAGGAUCUAAUCAAUUUAAUACUGGCAACAAUCAUUUCAAUGCUGGAAAUGAUGCUUUCAAUAGUGCAAAUCAGAAUUAUGGAAGCAAUCCGAAUUUUAAUGCAAAUCAAAGUUUUGGUUGUGAACCACAAUUAAAUGAUAGUCAGAAAGGAAACAAUAUGCCAAAUCAAUUUGGGGAAGGAAAUCAGAACAGAGAUAAUGUGAAUGAUCAAUUUGGAAAUCAAAAUCGAAAUAAUGCAAAUGAACAGUUUAAUAAUCUUAUGCAAAGUAAAGGAAAUAAUUUUACUCCAAAUAAUCAGAAUAGGAGUGGUGGUGAUUUUAAUCAAAACAGAGGUGGUAAUCAAUUUGGACCAGGUGGAAAUCAAAACAGGCCUGGUGGAAAUCAAAAUCGUAAUGCAAAUAAUCAGAAUCAAGGUGGUAGUGGAGGUGGAGGUAUGAACACUGGUGGGGGUGGUAGACUAAGAGGUACUAGAGGUGGAAAAAAUCGAAAUAAAAACAGAGAUAAUUCAGGUGGAAAUAACUUCAGAGAUCGCAGUCCUAUCAAUAGAAGUGGUCGUUUAGAUGAUAAAGGUAGUAGAGAUUGGGAUCAUAAACAAGGAGAUAGAGGAUUAAGGGGCAAUAACUUUGGCAGAGAUUCAUUUAAUGAUAGCAAUAACCGUUAUGAAGAUUUUAAGAAUUCUGGUCCUAGAGAUAUGAAUAUAAAUUUUAACAAUACAAGUACAUCAAGUGAAUACUCAACUGUAACAACUGAAAAGAAUGACUGUGAAAUUAUUGUUGUUAACAAAGCAUUAACGGAAUAUGCUGAAAGUAUUGAAAUGAGAUUGAAAAAAAUUGGAUUAACAGUUGAUUUGUUAUUUCCAAAUGAAGAUGUUCUUUUAAGUAGAGUUCUAGGAAAUAUUGCAAGUCGUGGAUGUUUAUAUGCAGUUGUAGUUACACCUAUCAAUCAAGAACACCAUUCCUUAACUUUAAACAUUCUUCAUGGUUUACCCCAAGAACAUAGAAAUAUGCUCGUUGAAGAUGCUAUUAAUUUAAUGUCGCGUGAUUUUGCUAAUUAUAAAGCUGGUGGUCGAUCCGUUCCAUUGAAUACACCUUUCGCAAAUGAACGGCAUCCGGAUGCUAUUCAGGUUCUUUUAAACAUGCUAGCUGAUAAUCAUCAGUUGACAGUAUUACAAUACGAUCGUGUUAUAAAAUAUCUUGAAAUCAAACGUGAAGAGCAAGUACAAGUUGAAUUGGGAGAUGUAAAAGAUAUACCAACGACGACGACGACGAUAACAGUUAGCGACCCGAAACAAGCCGAAUUACAAUCUAGGAUACUUAACAUUUUGAACAGUAAUAAAACAAAUUCAUCUGCACCAGCACCUAGUCCAGUACCAGCUCCAACUUCAGCACCAACACCUGUCCCGCCUGCUACGUGGGGAACAGCAGCAUCAACUGCCACAACAGCAUCCACAACUACUACUACUACGGGAGUUUCACCGUCACCUCUGCUAAACGAUCCAACAGUUCAAAAGGCACUUGACAGUCUGUUGCAAGGCAAUUUGCUCAAAAGCAUCGGCGAUCAGCAACCGGCUACAACCACGACACCUCUGUUUGCGGCUUUUUCGAAUAUCGGCCGAUUUUAA
Messenger RNA from Habropoda laboriosa, 1923 nucleotides. RefSeq names its product nuclear receptor coactivator 5-like (gene Neos). The transcript has 6 exons. Gene Ontology annotation, molecular function: RNA binding. The coding region runs from base 1 to 1923 and encodes 640 amino acids. Lineage: Eukaryota; Metazoa; Arthropoda; Insecta; Hymenoptera; Apidae. The record is from RefSeq and is a predicted model, not a curated record.